AACGAAGCUGUCAAACUACAGUUAUAUAGUACACAAACAAUUUGCUUCCGGACUGAUUUCCUGGGCUUUCUUCGGCGGUCCCCAAGCCAACAUAACAAUAGUAGCAGCUAAAACCAAAAACAAUGGACAAUGAGUACACCUUGGAAGAACUCGCCUGUCUGACCCAGGAGAAAAUCGACCUGGGCGAGAAACUGCUGGAAGAUUUGGCCAAGCUGGACUCGGUCGACGGAGUACGAAAAAUCUCCAAGAAAAUCAGUCAGGAGUUGAAAUUUCUUAAUAAGGUAAAGAACACCAGAACGGUUUCGGUUAACCACAUCCUGUGCAGCAACUUGACACACUUCGGCUGCCUGGUGCAGUGUCUUCUGAGCUGCGAAAAUGUGACUCAUGUGGAUUAUCCUUUGCCGCUGGAGGAACGCGGUUCAAAGCUACGGGUGGACAUUGUAGCCGAUGGAGGCGCAACAUGGAUUAAAGUGAUCGCUCGUAACCCGAAAUCGCUGAGCGACGCUGUGCACGGUCGCACUAGCUACGGAUCAAAAAGUAUACUCGAACAGGCGGAAGAGUAUGUCGAGGCAGCCGAAUCCAACCCGCAUAUGUUCAAACCUCCGCGGGUGGUGUUUCGCUUCCUGAGCAAUAUCGACGAUGAACUGGUCACUGAACUGCAGCAGAUCGGAGUUAUCGUUCUGGUGCUACAAACAUCCCAGCCGGUUCCUCGAACCGAAACUGCCACAGUCAAAAGCCUAAACUUGGACAUUACAACGCUGAUCGCGUACGUCAGCGCUAUGACGAACGGGUCCGCUCAUUGGGAGUACAACGAACCGCUGCUUACGGAACAGGCUCGCUGGGAACGUGAAAAACCAAUUAAACCUCUGCUGGAGCAGUACUUUCACGGGAAGGAACUGAUCUGCUGUGAAACUGCAUAUUCCUCCUUUAACGAGAUCCUAUCGAUUUUGGGAGGACCGAAGGAAAAAUCUCGUGCCGAAGAAUUAUUCCGGAAGGUUCGAAUACUGCCGGAUGUCCCACUGCCCCAGGAAAUGAAAAAUAUUAAAGUGGGUGGUAAAAUAAAACCCCGAAGUUUGCAGAUAUUUGCCUUCGGACUGAUGCACGAAGCCAUCACGGUUACCUCGAACGAAGGGUUUGUCCGGGCGGCCCGGAUGCAGGGAUUGGAAGUGCCGGUGUUUCUGCACGAUGCCAGAGCAUUGACGGAGGAAAAGGAGCAGAGUGGCCGUCUGUUGGAUGAGUGAUGGUGCUACGGGGUAAUCUAGUGUGUGAAACUAUUGUGAUUUUCAAAAUUUAAUACAGUUGUGUUCAAACAGUAAUUGAGUAUUGCAGUUUGAUGAACGAUGAAAAUGUUUUUCUUUUUUCUUUUUGAUAUUUAUAAUUUAUAAAAUCUUACGGAUUACGUAGCAUGUUUACAUAUUUACAAGAAGCAACAAUUUGUAUUUAACAACUUUACGAUAACCUGUCGGCAUACGCCUUAACUUAGGUCAAGGAAGCAAUGGAAAAUCGGAACCACACUAUAGGAAUAAUUUGUCGGGAUACAAUUGGAGUGGCUUUCGAAAUUAAAUUUUUAUUUGAAUAAAUUCCUGUUUUGAAA
Messenger RNA from Topomyia yanbarensis, 1594 nucleotides. RefSeq names its product UPF0415 protein C7orf25 homolog. The transcript is spliced from 2 exons. Bases 123 to 1241 code for a protein of 372 amino acids. The record is from RefSeq and is a predicted model, not a curated record. Lineage: Eukaryota; Metazoa; Arthropoda; Insecta; Diptera; Culicidae.